AUCUUCUAUUGUUUCUCUCCAACAGCCAAGCCCAACAACUCUGAGCAAGCCCCCUCAAGCCCUACUCGUAAAACAAGUCUGUCCUCAAGUAAAUGUGAUCCCAAGCACAAGGAUUGUCUGCUUCGGGAGUUUCGGAAGUUGUGUGCCAUGGUGGCUGAUAAUCCUAGCUACAACACAAAGACCCAGAUCAUCCAGGACUUCUUGCAGAAAGGCUCAACAGGAGAUGGCUUCCACGGUGAUGUGUACCUAACAGUGAAGCUGCUGCUGCCUGGUGUCAUUAAGAGUGUUUACAACUUGAAUGAUAAGCAGAUUGUGAAGCUUUUCAGCCGAAUUUUUAACUGCAAUCCUGAUGAUAUGGCACGGGACCUAGAGCAGGGUGACGUGUCAGAGACAAUCAGAGUCUUCUUUGAGCAGAGCAAGUCUUUUCCCCCAGCUGCCAAGAGCCUCCUCACCAUCCAGGAAGUGGAUGAAUUCCUCCUGCAGCUCUCCAAGCUCACCAAGGAGGAUGAGCAGCAGCAGGCCCUACAGGACAUUGCCUCCAGAUGUACAGCCAAUGAUCUUAAGUGCAUCAUCAGGUUGAUCAAACAUGAUCUGAAGAUGAACUCUGGUGCAAAACAUGUGUUAGAUGCCCUUGACCCCAAUGCCUACGAAGCUUUCAAAGCAUCACGCAACCUGCAAGAUGUGGUGGAGCGGGUCCUUCGAAAUGAGCAGGAGGUGGAGAAGGAGCCAGGCCAGAGACGGGCUCUGAGCGUCCAGGCCUCUCUGAUGACGCCUGUGCAGCCCAUGCUGGCUGAGGCCUGCAAGUCCAUCGAGUAUGCAAUGAAGAAGUGUCCCAAUGGCAUGUUCUCUGAGAUCAAGUAUGAUGGUGAGCGCGUCCAGGUGCAUAAGAACGGGGACAACUUCAACUACUUCAGCCGCAGUCUCAAACCUGUCCUGCCUCACAAGGUGGCCCACUUUAAGGACUACAUCCCCCAGGCUUUUCCUGGGGGCCACAGCAUGAUCUUGGAUUCUGAGGUGCUCCUGAUUGACAACAAAACAGGCAAACCCCUACCUUUUGGGUCUCUGGGGGUACAUAAGAAAGCUGCUUUCCAAGAUGCUAAUGUCUGCCUGUUUGUUUUUGAUUGUAUCUACUUUAAUGAUGUAAGCCUGAUGGACAGGCCUCUGUGUGAGCGGCGGAAGUUUCUUCAUGAUAAUAUGGUAGAAAUUCCCAACCGAAUCAUGUUCUCAGAAAUGAAGCAAGUCACAAAAGCCUCAGACUUGGCUGACAUGAUUAACCGUGUGAUCCGGGAGGGGCUGGAAGGGCUGGUGCUGAAGGAUGUGAAGGGUACAUAUGAGCCUGGGAAGCGGCACUGGCUGAAAGUGAAGAAAGACUAUUUGAAUGAGGGGGCCAUGGCUGACACAGCUGACCUGGUGGUUCUUGGGGCUUUCUACGGGCAGGGGAGCAAAGGUGGCAUGAUGUCCAUCUUCCUGAUGGGCUGCUAUGACCCUAGCAGCCAGAAGUGGUGCACUGUCACCAAGUGUGCAGGAGGCCAUGAUGAUGCCACACUUGUCCGCCUGCAGAAGGAGCUGGAUAUGGUGAAGAUCAGCAAGGAUCCCAGCAAAAUACCCAGCUGGCUGAAGGUCAACAAAAUCUACUAUCCUGACUUCAUUGUUCCAGACCCUAAGAAAGCUGCUGUGUGGGAGAUCACAGGGGCAGAAUUCUCCAAAUCUGAGGCUCACACAGCAGAUGGAAUCUCCAUCCGAUUCCCUCGCUGCACCAGAAUCCGGGAUGACAAAGACUGGAAAUCUGCCACUAACCUCCCCCAACUCAAGGAACUAUACCAGCUGUCCAAGGAGAAGGCAGACUUCACUGUAGUGGCCGGAGAUGAGGGGAGCUCCACUACAGGAGGCAGCAGUGGCGAGAAUGAGGGUACCUCCAGGUCUGCUGCAUCCCACAAGGCUUCCAAAGCUUCCCCCAAUAAGCCCUCUGCCAGUGCCAAGAAGGCUGAAGGGAAGCUGAGUAACCCCAACAGCAAAGGCGGCAACAAGUCCACUACAAAGCCUUCCUCUGUGAAAUCAAGAGAGAAGCCAGCUAUGAAGUCUUCUCCAGUGAAAGUGGGGUUGAAGAGAAAAGCUGCUGAUGAAACCCCGUGCCAAACCAAGGUGCUGCUGGAUGUCUUCACUGGGGUGCGGCUGUACUUGCCACCCUCCACACCAGACUUCAGCCGACUCAGACGCUACUUUGUGGCAUUUGAUGGGGACCUGGUACAGGAAUUUGACAUGGCCUCAGCCACACAUGUGCUGGGUAGCAGGGACAAGAACUCUGGGGCCCAGUUGGUCUCCCCAGAGUGGAUUUGGGCAUGUAUCCGGAAAAGGAGGCUGGUAGCUCCCUGCUAGGACUACAUCCAUCCCUCUCCCUUGGGCCCUUCUCCCAUCCACUCCACGUCACAAGGCUGGAGGCAGGUAGACAAGGAACAGAGGAGGGGUGGGCCUUAUCUUCCAAGCAGCAUGUCUUCCAAACCCCAUCAGCAAUUCAUGACCUCUUGUGGACCAGAAAUUCAUUGCUAUGGGUACCACAAGUGAAGUCAGCUGCUCUUGUUGGUUUAAAUCUUUCAGAUCUGGGUGCUGGCUUUGUCAUCUUUUGUUUAAACACCUUAGUU
Messenger RNA from Castor canadensis (American beaver), 2639 nucleotides. RefSeq names its product DNA ligase 3 (gene Lig3). Gene Ontology annotation, molecular function: DNA binding; zinc ion binding; DNA ligase (ATP) activity. Gene Ontology annotation, biological process: DNA recombination; lagging strand elongation; DNA biosynthetic process. Gene Ontology annotation, cellular component: DNA ligase III-XRCC1 complex; nucleus. NCBI's taxonomy places the organism in Eukaryota, Metazoa, Chordata, Mammalia, Rodentia, Castoridae. The record is from RefSeq and is a predicted model, not a curated record.